AUUUGGUGCGUAGUCAUUGUAUCGCGAUAGAUAGCAAAAGGAGAACGAGUAGAAAUACACGACAGAGGAGAACACUUUCCCUCGGUCGAAAAGUCAUGGAUGGCGGUUCCCAUGAAAGAAGAAAAGAGAAAAGACCGAGAGAAUGGGUGAGAGUGAGGGAAUAAUUUCAUCGGGAACGAAGUAUGUCGAGGUCUUUUCACGGUCAGUCAUCGUGAACAAGGUUUAUCGCGUAUAAUCGUGAUUGUACGAUUCGAUGAUUUCCUUCCUCCGCUUGAAUUUUUUCAUUUGGCCCCUCCCCCCUCUUUUUCGAUCCUUCUCAACCCCCUCCAUCGCCAUGUCAUCCUUUCCCUCCUUGUUUUCGCUACCUUAUUUCCGCUCCCCUCUUUCACGUCCCCCUCCAACCCCUCGGUGGAGCUCGAUAGACGAUGAACAAUCCGCCGGUAGUCUCGCGAACGCGAUAACUUUGUUAAAAUAGUUAAACGUGCGUUUCCGAUCGCGGAUGUUGAGUGUGGUAACGAUAAAAAAGCGUGGAAUGUCUGUAAAAAGGAUCGGUUGAAUGUUUUCUCUGGAUCAGGAUGUCGUCGUCCACCGUUUUGAAAUUGUGCACAGUAUGGAGUUUGCUAACGAGUUCCUGGUCAUACACCGAACAAAUCGCCCACUAUCGUUAUCAUACCGCAUCGAAUAGAUACGGAUCAUCUGAAAAGUUUGUGAUACCAAUGCGAGGAUGGAGUGAAACGGAUGGAUGGGAUAGCAGUUAUUCGCAAAGGUCACCUCCUGCAAUUUUUCGGAGGAACACACACAUUAGACCUUAUGUAAGGUUAGCGAAAGUCGAACAGGAACGAGAACAACCGGAUCCAUUGGUUACGAUCACUGAAACUUUGGGUGCUUUAAACACUGUCGGCAGUUACAUCGUCAAUAUGACCAGAGGUAUGGAGAAUUCGAGUUACCCGCCAAAGGAAUUACCAUCGGCUAUAUACACUAUCUCGAAGAAUAUUUUAGGACGCAACGUAACAGAUAGCAUUGCACCGUUAGUUCGAGGAGUAGCUCUGCCUUUGCGACCUAUACCGACCGGCAGUUCCUCCUCCUCCUCCUCCUCCUCCUCUCCUUCCUCCUCCUUCUCUUCUUCUUCCGCGAUUGAGAUCAACCAGGAGAGUAAGGAAAAAGAAUCUGUGAUACCGUCGGUCGGCUGCACCACGGCGGACGGUUACCCCGGAAAGUGUCAAGAUUUGAGUAAUUGUCCUCAACUGUUGCUAGAUUUGACCAAACUCAGACAGUCAUUAUGCUUCAAAAGUUUAUUCGUUCCGGGAGUCUGUUGUCAAUCGACGGAUAAAAUUGACACCAAUGGGACGAGUCCGAUAGUCGGUACGAUCUCAACCUCGGGGAUCGAAUCAGCUGUACAUCCACCAUCGCGACCACCAAUCCGUCCGACGAAACCACAUCAAACUCCUCGACCAAUACCGCUGUUUCCCGUUGCCUCUGCUACCACGGUUACGACCGCGCCGACGAAUCUCCCCGGGCUGUUAACUACAGAAUUCGUCCCUGUAUCCUCCCCCGUUGUCGACUUAUCAGUGAACCAUUCAAACAAUUUCUUUGGUUCUUCUACCACCGGCGGCACUAUCGAUACUAAUUUCAUACAGGACGACGAAGAAUGUGGAGUAAGGAAUUCGGGUAAGUAUCGAGUAGUCGGAGGAGAGGAAGCUCUUCCUGGACGUUGGCCUUGGAUGGCGGCCAUAUUCUUGCAUGGCUCGAAACGCACGGAAUUUUGGUGUGGUGGAUCUCUUAUCGGACCGCGGUAUAUUCUUACCGCGGCCCAUUGUACGCGCGAUCACCGUCAACGGCCAUUUGCCGCGAGACAAUUCACUGUGCGUCUCGGGGAUAUUGACCUUGAAAGAAACGACGAACCAUCCGCCCCAGAAACCUACGCGGUCAAGCAAAUUCACGCACAUCCAAAAUUUUCUCGUGUUGGAUUUUACAAUGACAUUGCGGUUCUCGAACUGACUAGGAUCGUUCGAAAAUCUCCUUAUGUUAUACCGAUCUGUCUGCCGCCAGUACAUUAUCGAAAGGAGCGAUUUGCUGGCGCAAGGCCGACUGUAGUCGGAUGGGGUACAACUUACUACGGUGGGAAAGAAAGCACGGUACAAAGACAAGCGGUGCUGCCAGUAUGGAGGAACGAAGACUGCAACGCAGCUUACUUUCAACCAAUUACCAGUAAUUUUCUAUGCGCUGGUUACAGUCAAGGUGGCAAAGACGCUUGUCAAGGGGAUUCCGGUGGUCCGCUUAUGCUUAGAGCUGACGGCAGAUGGAUUCAAAUCGGUAUCGUUUCAUUCGGCAACAAAUGUGGAGAACCCGGAUAUCCGGGAGUAUAUACGCGUGUCACCGAAUAUAUAGACUGGAUUAAAAGUAAUUUAAGUUAAGAGCGAGAAACUUCCGAUCCUUGCUAAAAUGAAUUUGUACUUUCAAGUUCCAAAUGCUCGGUAUGAUAUUUUUUUAUGGUAAUACGAUAUUGUUUAUAUACCUCUGAUUGUGAGUGCCAAGAAUCCUUAUUUAUACAUACCCUGUCUAUAUUAUUAUAUAUGCACUAACGUGAACAGGUAUAGCAGAAAUAUGCAUAUACCCGUGCAUUUGUGUUAUAAUUCUCACUUAUAUUAUAAUUAUUGUAUAUACGUGCGCACACUUACGCAUAGUUUAAUAAAUUAUAUGUAUAAAUUAAA
Molecule: messenger RNA, 2711 nt
Organism: Bombus huntii
Lineage: Eukaryota; Metazoa; Arthropoda; Insecta; Hymenoptera; Apidae
Product: clotting factor B-like
Exons: 8
Coding region: 576-2414 (612 amino acids)
Biological process (GO): proteolysis
Molecular function (GO): serine-type endopeptidase activity
Source: RefSeq, a predicted model, not a curated record